UUUCCGAGGGGGUCGUGAAGGCGGCAUCAGUCUCCUGGAUCCUGGGUGUGUGCGGGCAGUCCAGUUCAGAGACUGAGAGAGAAAACACCAGCAACAUCUCAACGUGAGCCCAGCGGUGCCUGUCAUCGUGCUUGUUACUCCUUCUCCAGCGAACGGGCUGAGAAUGGCAAACUACGCGAGCUAGUUUCUGAAGAGGACGCAAAUUCAAGGGGAACUGUGCUAAAACUGCCAGGUUGAGUCAUUAGUUGCACCAUUUACCUGCAAAAAAAAGGACCAGGGGCACAGUGGAAAUGCAGACUUUCCUGAAAGGCCGGAGAGUCGGCUACUGGCUCAGCGAGAAGAAGAUGAAGAAACUGAAUUUCCAGGCCUUUGCUGAUCUGUGCAGGAAAAGAGGAAUAGAAGUUGUUCAGCUGGACCUCAGCCAGCCUCUAGAGGACCAUGGACCCCUGGAUGUCAUCAUCCACAAACUGACUGACCUUAUCCUUGAGGCUGACCAGAAUGAUUCACAGGCUGUACUGUUGGUACAAAGAGUACAGGACUACAUUGAUGCCCAUCCUGAAACUAUCAUCCUGGAUCCACUUCCAGCUAUCCGAACUCUGCUGGAUCGCUGCAAAUCCUACCAGCUCAUCCACAGAUUAGAAAGCUGUAUGCGAGAUGAGAGGAUUUGCUCUCCUCCAUUCAUGGUCCUCAACACUGAGUGCAGCCCAGACGUGCUGGAGCAAAUCAAGAGGCAAGGACUCUCAUUCCCCUUCGUUUGCAAAACACGGGUGGCUCAUGGCACCAACUCCCAUGAGAUGGCCAUUAUCUUCAGUGAAGAGGACCUGAAGGAUGUGAAGCCUCCUUGUGUGAUUCAGAGUUUCAUCAACCAUAACGCAGUGCUUUACAAAGUGUUCGUGGUGGGAGACUCCUACACUGUAGUGGAGAGACCUUCCCUUAAGAACUUCCCUGCUGGACCUGCAGACAGGAGAGCCAUUUUCUUCAACAGCCACAAUGUUUCCAAACCAGAGUCGUCCUCAGACUUGACCUCGAGAGAGAACGUGGAGGGAGUGUCUCAGCCACCCAGUGAUGAUGUCAUCAGAGAAUUGUCCAGGUCAUUGCGAGAAGCACUGGGCGUGUCCCUGUUUGGCAUCGAUGUAAUCAUCAACAAUCAAACAGGCCAGCACGCUGUCAUUGACAUCAAUGCAUUCCCAGGUUACGAGGGCGUCCCCGAGUUUUUCAACGACCUCCUUAACCACAUCAGCAGCGUGCUUCAGAGCCACAACCCUGACUUUCCUCCUGCCGGCGAACAGCCCAAAAGCCUCCCGGUGAGCACCACGGUACCCAACACUGCCCCGCCAGCCCCGGGCUGCUGCAGCAUGCUGGGAAAAGAGCUGCAGAGACUGGGCUGCAACUCUAUGUCACCCAACUUCCAGCAGCACUGUGUCUCCACGAUAGCUACCAAGGCUUCCUCCCAGUGACUGACUUUCUUUUUUUUCUUUUAUUUUCUUUCUCUCCCAUCCCCUUACCUCCCUAUUUGAUCCCUGAACAAAUAACGGAUGACAGUGGUGAUAAUAAUAAUAAUUAAUAAUCAUAGUAAAUAUGAUGUUAAUGAUGAUAAUAUAUCUAAUCGAGACACAAACCUUUUUCCUAUAUAGUUAUUGGAAAUAAUGGUGAUUGGAUGUAAGCUUUUCUUUUCCUCUGCCUUUUUUUCCCUCGUUUUGUCUAAUGAGACUUUAACAGUACUGUAAUGUGAGCUUUGGGAACUUUUGUCUAAUAGCUGAUUUUAUUUUUCUCUCUCUUGCGUGAGGUCUCUGUGAUGAAAGGGUCCAGAAGAGGUAACUAAUUAGAAUGGCCGAAUCAGGACUGGAGAAUGAUGUGCCACUAGAUGUGCAAUGUAUGAUCCCUUGUAUCUCUCUCACACUCACUUACACACAGGCACAUUUACACUGUGGCCAACUGUGCCAGUGAUGUGUGUUUGUAUUCUGGUCAAUACCACUGAGUGCUACGUGCAAGGGCGUAGAGAGAGGAGGCGUUUGGGCAUUUGAACACUACUCCACAGAUCCCAGGUUGCUAUGUGACUGUGGCCAAUCGACUGCAGAGAGUGAUGAGAUUGUUUUAUUGGUUUAAACAAACAGGGGAGCAGUGUUUUGUUUUUUUUCUUUCCCGAGUGCCAUUAAAUAUAAUUUGAGUGUAGGAGGAGAAAAGAAAAAGAGCAUUAUUUUUCAAAUCUUAAGAGGAUAAAAUCUCCAUGACCAUGUGACCAAGUUUCUUUUCGUAAUGAUUGUUAUGGUGUGUGGGUGGGGGUGUUUUUCUGUGUGUUAGAUAAACAAACUACAUCCUUUUUGAGUCGCAGUUUGAGUCGCUCCAGUGCAGUAAGAUGAGGAUCACAUUCCCAUGUUAUCUGUCUGUGGAUGUUUUCCGAGAAAUUCCAUGAUUUUUCAGAAUUCCAGUGGGGGUUGUAGUCUCCUUAAACAGACUCCCCAAGUGUCUUCACUGCUUGUAUCUGUCACGCGAGCAAACUGAGGCAAACUUGACCGACGGACAGACUUGGGGCUGCUGUAUAGCUUGUCACUUGGGAUUAAUAAGAAAAUCAGGUGUGUGUGUGUGUGUUUUUGUUUGAAUACCCAACUAAAGUGAGUAUUCAUCUGAACAGUCUGAGAUAAUUGAGUUAUUUGUUCAGCUUUAUUAACUAAACCAACAGUCCAAUCCACUCAUGUGCUUCAAACCUUAUUCUCUGACCUGUCUGCUGUUCCAGCUGCUGUAUUUGUGUCACAUUUUAAGUGAAGGGAGUAGGUGGAGGUCCAGCUGUCGUUCCCAGUGUUCACUGUGAGAUUUUUUUUUUUAUUUUUUUUUUAACGAGUUUGUUAAAAUCUUAUAAUGUCCUUACAUCUACUAAGAGCAACUUUAUUUUGAGAUUUUAUGGGGGAAAUGUUUUAUAUAAAUGAAAGCAGUGAUGUUUUUGAAAAAGUGGGGAUUUACGUAGAGGGACGGUAAAAUUCUGGGUCUUGCUGUUCAGGUGACGUGAAAGGGACAGAUCAGCUGAGCGGUUGUUGCAUCCCUCUAGCAUCUAGUGGGAAAUGAGUGCCAACCUGCAGCAAAUACAGAUUACUGCGUUCCUUCUCUUGUCCCAGAGAGCUCCCCUUGCUGUUUUCUUUCCUCCAUCAGCAUCCAAGGGAACCCACCGUCCUCUUGCUUGCCCUGUGAGCGGAUAUAUUUGUGUCAUUGCGGCCACCUCACCAGCAUCUCUCUGGGACAAAAGAAGAGCGACGGCACAGUGGAAGUUGGCCUUCGCUACAUGUGUAAACAACCCUUCUGAGUAUCCUGGUUUUGAUUUGCCUUCAGAAUGUAGUGAAGCAACAAUAAAUUCAAAAGUACCACACCAGGUUAAAAUGAGUCUAGGUGUUUCCUCACCUAGGAAGCUGUGGUCGAGUCCCUGUUUAAAUUGGAAAAGGCUGAGUAUCUGUGUACGCCACUAUACUGUGUCCUAUCUCGUGUUCUUUACUGUGCUUCUAAAUGGGAAAUAUAAAUGGUUAAUCCCACUCUUGGUCAUUUCUGCAACCCAGAUGGUGUCAUCAUGCUCCCGGCUUCCACCUGAAUGUGUACUUCUUGGGUGUCUUGUACAGUACGUGUAUAUGCGCCUAUGCUUGCAUCCGUACAGUAUGUCGUUUUGUAUCGGUUCUGUAAUCGAGAAGAAUCCUCAAUUUUGUGACUUUUUUUAAUUAAAUGGCCAAUUCAACAGGGCAAAAUAAACAUGUGAAACUAC
Molecule: messenger RNA, 3742 nt
Organism: Maylandia zebra (zebra mbuna)
Lineage: Eukaryota; Metazoa; Chordata; Actinopteri; Cichliformes; Cichlidae
Gene: itpk1b
Product: inositol-tetrakisphosphate 1-kinase b
Biological process (GO): inositol trisphosphate metabolic process
Cellular component (GO): cytoplasm
Molecular function (GO): inositol-1,3,4-trisphosphate 6-kinase activity; inositol-3,4,5,6-tetrakisphosphate 1-kinase activity; ATP binding
Source: RefSeq, a predicted model, not a curated record